Messenger RNA from Rosa chinensis, 1177 nucleotides. Its product is annotated as putative F-box/LRR-repeat protein 23. NCBI's taxonomy places the organism in Eukaryota, Viridiplantae, Streptophyta, Magnoliopsida, Rosales, Rosaceae. The record is from RefSeq and is a predicted model, not a curated record. Bases 131 to 919 code for a protein of 262 amino acids. The transcript has 3 exons.
GGGGCAGCAUGAUUGAUCACUUUUGUCCAAAAAAAAAACAGCAUUCUCUCAGUGUGAUUGCGGAAAUCUUCAGGGCUUCAUAUCGGUCGCCAGUUUUACCUUCUAAAGUUUCAGACUCAGAAGACUUGGAAUGGAGGAACUGCUCUAUGAUGUCCCAUUCGUGUGCAAGUCAUGGCAUAGAGCAAGCCACAAUCCAUCAUGCUGGCAAUCUCUCAUUUUUCCAGACAUUGAUCAUAAUGCUGUUGACGAAGAUGAGAAUAUCAAAUAUGAUGCUUCCUCUGCGGACAAUGAGUCCAAACCUCAGAGUUUUGGUGCUUUCUAUGACAGAUUCAUGCAUGAAUAUCAAAUUGACAGCGGUCGUUUCUCAAUCGGCGGUAUUAUAAAGGUUGUCAUCAAGCGCAGCAACGGACUUCCUACUGUUCUUAAGCUACCUCAAAACUCCACAGAAGAAGUUCUUACGUCUGUUUCAGAUGUCUGUCCUGGACUUAAGUUUUUGUCUCUAUCGUGUGACUGCAAGUUCUCAAUCCUUUCAAAGUACUCCCUCGCAGUUCAGGAACUGAUUACGAAUUGUACAAAUUUGGAGACUUUGUCAUUGGAAAGCAGCUGCCACCGCUACCGCAACCAGAGAUUUAAUCAUGUUGCACUCCUGGUACAGAUCAGCAUUCACUGCAAGAAUGUUGUAGAUUUGCGCGUGUCGAAUUCCCAGCUAUGUAAAUAUGGGACAUUCUCGAUUGCCACCUUGCUGCCUAAAAUAAAGUACUUGAGCUUUAGGAAGUGUGACAUUGAUCAAAAAGAUCUCAUCAGCUUACUGCUGAGGUGCAAAGAGCUAGUGCUUUUGGAUAUGAGAGAUUGUGUAGGUUUUAAGGUUGACAAUGAAAUAUCUAAGCUUGCUUCUCAUAUUAGCACAUUUGUGUAUUAAGUGUUCUGUAGACGCAGUUGUCAGCUAUCAAUUGAACAUGAUUGAAUUGAUGGAGACAUAUAACUCAGGACUGAUGUUAGAUUUUGUUUUUGUAUUGCAAUUGAAGAUGUAACAGGUUCCUCUGUUAUGUCAUCGGAUAUGUAUCAAUAUGUAUCAAUUUGAUAUUUCUCUGUGACAUCUCUGACUACAUUUGUGAGCAAAAAGUGUGUUUGAGUACAGAUCCUUUGUGUACUGUGACAAUAGAAGAUUACUUUCAUU